AGAAGUAAGUUCAUCAAGAAGCAUCAACGAAACGAGCAAUUCAACGGAUCCCGCGUAAUGAAACCAUCAACCUUCAUCGGAUCCUAUCUGGCAGGGGCCAUCACCUUAAUCGGUGUCAUUUCCAGUGCGGCCGGACUCAGUGCAAUUCGUUCCCCGGCAGGGCCUUCAAAUCUGCCGUCUUCGAGCAAUGGCACCUGGCCAAGCAGCCGUCCGGAUGUGGCAAAUGAGGCGCGAAAUCGCCAUCAACGAUCGCUGGUUUUCCCCUACAAUGGAGCCAUGGGUCUAAUUGUGGCCAUUGCAGUCCCGUUGAAAGUCCCAGAUCGGAAUAUCUUCAUGUCCUACAAUUUCGAGGGCAAUUACAACAGCCCACCACAGACCAACAUUUUCACCGAGGGAUUCUUCAACUACAUUAGAGGCAUUGCUCCUCCAUUGCAAUCACCGGUGAUCUUUGUCCAAAGAAAUUUAGAAGGUAGUCCGGCCAUUGAGGAUUCCACAGAUGACCCACCAACUGAUCCAGUUGAUGAUGCCAAAACUGAAGCCAUUCUCAGCAGCAGUAAACAGGCAAGAAGUAUCGAUCAGCUAACGGUUUCGAAGAGAACUGGCAUUUACACGAGGAAAAAGAUGUAUCGAGCCAUUGAACAGCAGUUGAAUAAAAUUGGAUUGGAUGGUAAAAAAUGUUUACUCCGUUCGAUUUGCGAAGCCAAUGAUAAUCCUAUGAUGGAACAUAAUGGAAUCCUAGGUGAUCUAGUGCAUUUAAUUUUAAGUCCCUCGACUUCAGAGGAUGAAAACUUGCCGCCAGAGUUCUACAAGGCAGAAAGAGCUGGAAUAGCAGGCAGUUGUCAACGAUACCGGAAAUAUUGCAAACAAAACGUUCUGGAUAAGUUUAGUUUUACGUUUUAG
Messenger RNA from Uranotaenia lowii, 900 nucleotides. RefSeq lists its product as uncharacterized. The transcript has 5 exons. The record is from RefSeq and is a predicted model, not a curated record. Bases 58 to 900 code for a protein of 280 amino acids. NCBI's taxonomy places the organism in Eukaryota, Metazoa, Arthropoda, Insecta, Diptera, Culicidae.